UCUUUUCUUUUCCUUUCAUUUUUGCAUUUGCAUUGGUUUCAAUUCCAAAGAAAACAAAAUUAAAAGCAAAAAUUUAUUUCAAUUUCAUCCUCUUCAAUGCUUAUAUGAAUCCAAUGCAACAGGGCAAUGAUGAUCUUGAGGCUUAAUAUACAACAACCCUAUUUUUAUAUAUAUAUUUAAAAGGUCCCUCAAUUUCUUUUUUGCAGGUCAAUUUAACCCUCUUCACCCACCUCUCUUUCUCACCAUUAAUUCUGAACAAACACACCAAUUUAUAGACACAAAAGAUCAAAGAAAAGUCAUUUUCUUUCCUUCACCUUUUCUUGAUUGUAUGGGUUUUUGGUGCAACUAUUUCUCAAGAAAAUCAUAAGUCAGAUUUUUUUUCAGUUUGUUCUUUUUUUAUAUUUUUUUCUAGUUAUGGUUUGUUAGUUUUCUCAGUUUCUUGCUAUUUCUUGAACCUUUGGAUAAGAGAAAACAAAACAAAAAAAUGGGGUUUCUUGCAAGAAAAAGAAACUUGGUGUCUUUUUUUCAUAUUUCUCUUGUUCUAGUUCUUGUGUUUCUUGAAGGUUUCACAUUGGUUUCUAGUUUAAAUUACACUAAUUAUAGACAAGUUAGUAGCUUAAGACUUCAAAGAAUUCAAAAGCAUCUAGACAAGAUUAACAAGCCUCCUGUCAUGAGCAUACAGAGCCCAGAUGGGGAUUUCAUUGAUUGUAUUCAUAAAAGAAAACAACCAGCUUUAGAUCAUCCUCUUUUAAAGAAUCACAAGAUCCAGAGAGUCCCAUCAGAAUGGCCUAAAGUGAAAGUAUUGAAUGAAGAAGAAGUGAAAGACCCUAAAAUUAAGGGCAAGAGUAAUGAAGGAGAAAGUGUUGCAUGGCAAAUGUGGCAUAGAAAUGGAACAAGGUGCCCUAAAGGAACUGUUCCGGUACGACGCAGUACAGUGCAUGAUGUUCUGAGAGCUCAGUCUUUGUUUGACUUUGGGAAGAAGCAGCACCACCGUUCGAUAUCUCAUUCUAAACGGACUGAUCCACCGGAUGUAGUAUCUGGCAAUGGACACGAGCAUGCGAUCGCCUACACUGGAUCAUCACAAGAAGUCUACGGAGCUAAGGCUACUAUAAACGUGUGGGACCCUUCGAUACAAGUAGUCAACGAGUUCAGCUUGUCGCAGAUCUGGAUUCUUUCGGGAUCAUUCGACGGCUCAGAUCUCAACAGUAUAGAAGCUGGGUGGCAGGUCAGUCCGGAGCUUUAUGGUGACAGCAGGCCAAGAUUAUUUACUUACUGGACAAGUGAUUCAUAUCAAGCAACAGGAUGCUACAACCUUCUAUGUUCAGGAUUUGUGCAAACCAAUAGUAGAAUUGCAAUUGGAGCUGCCAUUUCCCCUAUAUCAUCAUUUACAGGCAGUCAAUUUGACAUUACCAUCCUUAUUUGGAAGGAUCCGAAACUAGGGAAUUGGUGGAUGGGAUUUAGUGACAAUACCCUGGUAGGAUAUUGGCCAACUGAGUUAUUCACACACCUCGCAGACCAUGCCACCAUGGUGGAGUGGGGUGGUGAAGUGGUGAACUCCAAGGCGAACGGGGAACACACUUCCACCCAAAUGGGCUCCGGUCACUUCGCCGGAGACGGGUUCGGAAAAGCUAGCUAUUUCAGGAACUUGGAGAUUGUGGAUUCUGAUAAUAGCCUGAGUUCAGCCAAGGAUAUCUCAAUAUUAGCUGAGAACACAAAUUGUUACAAUAUUAAAAGCUCCUAUAAUAAUGAAUGGGGCACACAUUUUUACUAUGGAGGACCGGGGAAAAAUCCGCAGUGCCCAUGAUCACCAUUAAGUUCCUGUAAUCAUGAUUUGGAAAUGUAAUUUUUUUUAGGGGUAUGUACGUAUUAAAUUCUUUAAUUAUGUAAUUAGUUGUGUUAUUUCCA
This is a messenger RNA of Mercurialis annua (annual mercury), 1905 nucleotides long. RefSeq lists its product as uncharacterized. The coding region runs from base 485 to 1804 and encodes 439 amino acids. The record is from RefSeq and is a predicted model, not a curated record. The transcript has 7 exons. Lineage: Eukaryota; Viridiplantae; Streptophyta; Magnoliopsida; Malpighiales; Euphorbiaceae.